Fibroporia radiculosa is the source of this 1776-nucleotide messenger RNA. RefSeq lists its product as uncharacterized. The transcript has 5 exons. The coding region runs from base 1 to 1776 and encodes 591 amino acids. NCBI's taxonomy places the organism in Eukaryota, Fungi, Basidiomycota, Agaricomycetes, Polyporales, Fibroporiaceae. The record is from RefSeq and is a predicted model, not a curated record.
AUGUCCAUUCGAGAGCGCGCUAUUUUUCAGAAUCUAGUUGAAGAUGACCGGCCCGAGAUUCGAGUUCAGAUCCUCUUGGAAUCAAUGCUAUCGGAGGAGCUCGUGAAGGAUUUUCUCGAGACUGCACCCCCUCCAGCUCCCACAAAGGUCGGACUUUCACCCGCAUAUUCUCCGUCUGGUCAUCUCACUGCCCUGGCUAUCGCAACAACGACACGAGUAUUGGUCGUUCAAUUCCACAAUAAGAACAAAUCCGAGAAAGCAAAGGCCGGCCGCCAGAUCCUCGAGGACAGUAUCUUGUGCAACGCGGACUGUGCGCUAUAUGCGUUCGAUCUCGCCGUGCUUGCCUGCUCGCUGUUUUACGAUUACGGUCUGCGCAUUGUCAACGGGAUAAAUAUCCAGAGUGUUGCUCAUCCCACCGGGAUAUGCUCGCCACUCGCCGCCAUCCAGUUUGGGGCGGGCGAUCACGUCGAGGUUCACAAGGAGAAUAUCGUAGCGUAUUUCAAGAACAUGUUCUGGGAUCCCUCCCGCACUACACCACCCGCGCUUCGUGCAUGGAUCUCGGUAUACCUACCUGUCGUCCUUCCUGACAUGGAAGAGAAAUUCAAUAGUGUGAAACGCGUCAACACGAAAGAUUUCAGCGAGACUUACCUCGAGUACAUCGCGCAGCUCACGCGAGGUGAUCAGCGACUCGCGUUGAAGAAAGCGCCAACGACUAGUCACGACUUUGGCUGGCAGACGAUCAGCAACAAGAAUGCAACGGUGAAUUCCACGAGGUUUCAGUCAAGGAUUCAGAAAUCUGCCAAUCUAGUGAUAUCUGUGCAGGACGACUAUGGUUCAGAAUAUCGCGUUCAUGGGCGGACUGAUGACAUCAUGGGACGCACGGCCACUCUUAAGGCCGGCGCAAGCCUCGAAGGCAAGGUUAUCACUGCCAUUACGUCUGUGAACAGUGAUCGGGCUACCAAUGCAGAGACACUGAACGCUGUGACCUUACUGCGGGUUCUUCAGGGAGAGGUUGAUCUUCUUGACAACCCUUUUCUGAAGUACAUUUUGUUUCCCAUGAAGGAUGUCACAUUCACCUGGCCAGAGUCUUUUGAUUCUUCUGAUUUUAUUCCCUCCAUCAUAUCAUCACACCUCAAUAGUUCCCAGCAUCAUGCUGUGGAAUGUAUGCUUUCUAUGACUGAUUCCACCAGAAUUACCAUGAUUCAAGGACCUCCUGGGACAGGAAAGACUACUGUGAUUGCUGCCUAUGUUUCCUCUGCUGUGGCUGCUGGCUUCACUGGGAUCUGGCUUGUUGCACAGACAAAUGUGGCUGUUAAGAAUAUUGCAGAGAAGCUAGUGGAUGUUGGCUUCACCAAUUGGAAGCUGCUGGUAUCUGCUGAUUUUCAUAUUGCUUGGCAUGAACAUCUUUACCAUAAAGUUGUCAAAAACAUUAUUCGAUCUGAUGAGUUUCAAAGAGCUGAAGGAUUGCUGCAAGACUGUCCUGUAGUUCUUUGCACUCUUUCUAUGCUUUCUAAUCCAAGGGUUAAGAACUUCUCACAUAUUGUUCCUAUUUCUACCCUAGUGGUAGAUGAAGCAAGUCAGAUUGCAGUCAAUGGCUAUGUUGGUCCUCUUGGAACUUAUCCUUCUCUGCGCAAGGUCUGUUUUAUUGGAGAUGACAAGCAGUUACCUCCAUUUGGACAGGAUGACAAUGAAGAUUUGAAAAGUGUGUUUGAAGUACCACAUCUUCGUCGCUUGGCAAUUUUACUGGACACUCAGUGUAAAGUAUCUGGUUUUUAA